Molecule: messenger RNA, 2721 nt
Organism: Zea mays
Lineage: Eukaryota; Viridiplantae; Streptophyta; Magnoliopsida; Poales; Poaceae
Product: ternary complex factor MIP1
Exons: 11
Coding region: 541-2403 (620 amino acids)
Source: RefSeq, a predicted model, not a curated record
UGCGGAGUGGAGUGCCUCAAGUUCAUCACCCUCAGGCCUCAGCAGGCCCCAGCCCUCGCACUCCUCACCUGUCCUCUCACGGCCUCUCAGUCUCACCUCACACUCACAGAGCAGGAAGGGGACUGGGAAGGAGGAACUCAGCCCAGCCGAGAAACAAAAGGCGAAAGCAUUAGCAAGUCAAGAGGCUUUAGCAGGUGAUCAACUCCUCGGCAACAACUCCGGCCCUCUCCACUUGCCGCGGACGAUUCACCUGUGAUGUGAGGCAGGUCAGGCAGACGCCGCGUCUCCUCUUUCCAGCCUCUCUACCUGUACCCCCCCCCCCCCCCCCCCCCCCCCCCCCCCCCCGCAUCUGCUCGCCUUAGGUUCUUCAACCUCCAAUGCGACGACAGGUUUCAGCGGGUUUGCUUUAACCAGCAGCGCUUCCGCAAGAUAUAUAUAUAUAUAUAUAGCAAUGGCGAAGGCCCGGUCGAGCUCUGUGUCAGCCCCCGCCGGAGAAGCUGUAGACCUGUAUGUAGCCUAGCCCCCCCUUGCUAACCAGCGAUGUCUCACAGCCGCUCCAGGAGCGAUUCUAUCAGAGUGCUCGGGAUGGAUAGCGCGGAUUCCUCUUCGCCGAGGUGCCACGCUCAGAAGGAUGCCGGAGAACUCAAGGACCAGAAUAGCACCAGCAAGAUGCCGUCCGGUGCUACUGAGCUUCCAUGCUCCUUGAAGCGUGAGGUCCAAGUUCUUGAAAAGCGAUUGAAUGAUCAAUUCGUCAUGCGCCGUGCUCUUGAGAAAGCUCUAGGUUACAAGCCUUGUGCUAUCCAUGCAUCAAGUGAGAACUGCAUUCCAAAGCCGACUGAGGAGCUAAUAAAGGAGAUUGCAGUUCUCGAGCUAGAGGUCAUAUGCUUGGAGCAACAUCUCCUAACACUAUACAGAAAGGCAUUUGAGCAACAAUUUUCCCCUGCAAGUUCUGCUUGUGACAUGGAGAGCAACAAGCAGCCAGCAAGGUCCUUUUCAGGCAUACUCUCUGAAGCUCCAGAGCUGAGCUUCUCGACCCCAAGGAAGCAUCAUCAGCUAAACCAGUCCAGUCGAAUGGUCCUGGCACGCAAGUCCACGCCUACAGCUUCUACAAGCGAGACUAGCAAUGAGAAGAUCAAUAUCGGACGCAGCCAUUCCUCGCUCCUGCACCGCUCCGUUAGGGUAUCUCCGUCGGCAAACAAUCUCGCUAGAGCUCUGAAACCAUGCCAUACUUCGCCUCUAUCUUUUGUUGAGGAAGGGAAAUGCAUGGAUCCUGGCGUGGUGAGUUUGGCAGACAUCUUGGGGACCAGGGUCGCGGACCAUGUUCCCCAAACGCCGAACAAGAUAUCCGAGGACAUGAUCAAAUGCAUUACGGCCGUAUACAUGAGGCUGAGAGACGUCCCCGCCGUGCAGCACGCCUUCUUCCCCUCACCGUGCUCAUCCUUUUCUUCGGCGAGCGGGCUGUCUUCCAAAUACACCGCGGACAUAUGGAGCCCCAGGUGCAGGAAAGAGAGCUUCGUUGAGGAGUGGCAGGACAACGGGUUAGGCAACGGUGAAUCUAGGGAGCUGGCCCUGCCAUAUGAUUCUGUGGUAGAGGUGUCUGCUCUUUGCAAAGGUGAUCAGAGGUCCGCUGACGUGAAGGAUAUGCUGCGCAAAUACAUGUCACUUGUGCAGCUUCUCGAAAGCGUUGAUCUCAGCGGGAUGAAACAUGAAGAGAAGCUCGCUUUCUGGAUCAACGUGCAUAAUGCGAUGAUGAUGCAUGCCCAUAUAGAGUACGGGAUCCCACAGAGUAACAGCAAAAGGAUACUGCUUACCAAGGUGUCGUACAUCAUUAGUGGCCAAAGAGUGAACGCGGAGCUGAUAGAGUACCAGAUCCUGUGCUGCCGAGCGCACUCUUCUGGACAGUGGCUUCGGCUGCUGCUAUACCCGAAAUGGAAGUCCAGGGACAAGGACGAGCUGCAAGGCUUCGCCGUGGACCGCCCCGAGCCGCUGGUGCACUUCGCACUGUCCUCCGGUAGCUACUCGGAUCCAGUGGUGCGGCUGUACAGCCCCAAGAGCGUGUUCCAGCAGCUGGAGGCGGCGAAGGAGGAGUACGUCCGCGCCAACGUGGGCGUCCGCGGGCGGGGGCAGCACAAGAUCAUCCUCCCCAAGGCCCUGGAGCUGUACGCGAGGGACGCCGGGCUGGGCGCGCAGGAGGUGGUGGCCGCGGUCGAGUGCCACCUGCCCGAGGGCCUCCGGGACGCCGUGCGCCGGAGCCAGCAGCAGGCCGGCCGGGCGCGCGCCGUGGAGUGGAAGCCCCACAACCUGGCGUUCCGGUACCUGCUGGCCAAGGAGCUGGUCGGCGGGUCCCCCGCGUGCAGCCGGCCGCUGGAGCCGGUCAGUGCGCCGCUGCGGGCUGGUCCGUGAUCCGUCAUCAGAUCGCCGUGGGCCCGUGGCCGUGCCGAGCCGAGCACGAGUUGAGAUGUGCGGCGGCGGCACACUGCGUUCGGGCCUUGGGGGCGUUGUAUGUACAGAGAGUCAGAGAGAUGGACGGCGAAACAGACAUCUGAUUUUACUCGUACCAGUAUGCGCCCUGCUGUCAAACUGUGAAUAGUGAAUUCCGCCUAGCCGCCCACGUUAUUGACUGACGCUCGAGCGCUGCAGCUGCAGCUGGCCUGCUGCGCUUGCCCUGCGCCUGCACAACCCGCCCUCGUUUUUUUUUUGGAUAAAGGGGAGUUUAUUUCA